UGGUAAACAAUUAUAAAAAGUAAUUAAUUAUUUCUAAUGGAAACAGAAGAAGAUGAACUGAGGAAAGGAAGGAACUAGAACAAGAGAAGGAAAAAAAAAAAAGACAUAAAGAGUGAUGGAAACAGCUGUCUUUAUGAGGCGAAACAAGAACCUCCUCUGUGUUUCUACAUAAACUCUCUCUCUCUCUCUCUCUCUCUCUUUCUUUUUCUCCUUUCCUCUUACAAAAACAUUGGAGAUAAUAAUGAAUUCGUUGCAGUUGGAUAAGCGUCUGGACACGACGGAGCAAGUGGUCGAAGAAAUCAUGAGAAUCCACAGAUCUCUACCGCCGAGGCCAGGGCUCGACGAGGUCGAAGCCGCUACCUCUCUGAUACAGAACGUGGAGAAGGAAGACCGAGCCUGGCUAGAAGCCAUUGCUAACCAGAGGAAGCCCUCCGACGUUCCCGGCGAGCUGUUCUCGAUACUGCAAGAGAUGAAGAAAGGUCUCGUCCAGUUUAAAAGCAAAGAACAGAUAAGAGAAGCCGCGAAGCUUCUCGAUCUGGAAACCGUUCACUCUCUCUUCGACGAUUUCAUUCAAAGAGCUUCUGAUUGCAUUUCUUCUCCUUCUAACGGCUCUGCUCCUCCGUCUCGUCUUCCUCCGCGGCCUCCUCCGACGAGCUUGUAUUUGAACGAGAAGACGCCUGCUCGUCCCAAGGAAAUGGUUUCACGAGACGAUAGCUUCGUGAGUAAAGCUAAGCCUUCUCUCUACGGUGAUGGUUUCGUAGCUCCUCCUCGAACGCCACAGGUUGUGGAUUCAACACUUACCGCCGGGAAAUUCGCCGGCGGCAAUGACGGAGAUAAGCUGAGUUUAAUCAAGCUUGCUAGUUUAAUCGAGGUAUCAUCCAAGAAAGCUACGAAAGAGCUGAACCUACAGAACAAACUAUCCGAACAAGUAGAGUGGCUACCAGAUUCUAUCGGCAAGUUAUCCACUCUAACCUCCCUCGACUUGUCUGAAAACCACAUCGUGGUGUUACCAAACACCAUAGGAGGGCUCUCUUCCUUAACAAACCUCGAUUUGCGUUCCAACAGAAUCACUCACCUCCCCGAGUCCAUCGGAGAGCUGAUCAACUUGGUUAGCCUCAACCUCAGCGGCAACCAGCUAUCGUCUCUCCCUUCUUCCUUCAGCAGGUUGUUGCAGCUCGAGGAGCUUAACCUGAGCUGCAACAACCUCCCGGUCCUCCCCGAAUCCAUUGGUUCGCUCGGGAACCUAAAGAAGCUCGACGUCGAGACUAACGACAUCGAGGAGAUCCCUUACUCCAUCGGCGGAUGCUCUUCUCUUACCGAGCUCCGCGCGGAUUACAACAAGCUCAAGGCUCUCCCCGAGGCGAUCGGGAAAAUCACUACUCUCGAGGUCUUGUCUGUUCGUUACAACAACAUCAGGCAGUUGCCGACGACGAUGUCUUCUUUGUCUAGCCUCAAAGAGCUGGACGUGAGUUUCAACGAGCUCGAGUCUGUUCCCGAGAGCUUGUGUUUCGCCACGGCGCUUGUGAAGCUGAACGUGGGGAACAACUUCGCUGAUAUGGUGUCGCUGCCGAGGUCGAUAGGGAACCUUGAGAUGCUCGAGGAGCUUGAUAUAAGCAACAACCAGAUCCGUGUGCUUCCGGAGUCGUUUAGGAUGCUUACGAAGCUGCGUGUGUUUCGUGCUCAGGAGAAUCCGUUGCAAGUUCCUCCGAGGGAGGUAGCUGAGAAGGGUGCUCAGGCUGUUGUUCAGUACAUGAAUGAUCUUGUGGAGGCGAGGAACGCGAAGUCUCUAGUGGUUAAGCCGAAGAAGAGCUGGGUGCAGAUGUGCUUCUUCUCCAAGUCCAACAAGAAAAAACAAAGCAACAUGGAGAUUGUUUAAUACACUGCUGACCAGUUUUCAGGUAAUUCUGUUAAUACUAUUUGACAAGUGGCAGACAAAUCCAGCUAUCUUCACAAGACAAUGAAAAGAGGGAGAAAGAGAGGAGCUUUGUUUCAUUAUUCAUUCUUUGUUUUGUAUGUUAUGUUUCUUUACUAGUGUUCACAUGUGUUAUUGUGCGCAUCAUUGUUUCAUUCAUGUCUCUCCACAUUAUCUGUUCUUGCUUUUCAUGGUUAUGAGUUCUGACUGAACUGUAGAGCCGGUCCAAAACAGAAUCAACCCAUAUUUGUGUGCCA
Molecule: messenger RNA, 2169 nt
Organism: Brassica napus (rape)
Lineage: Eukaryota; Viridiplantae; Streptophyta; Magnoliopsida; Brassicales; Brassicaceae
Product: plant intracellular Ras-group-related LRR protein 4-like
Exons: 3
Coding region: 242-1876 (544 amino acids)
Molecular function (GO): protein binding
Source: RefSeq, a predicted model, not a curated record